This is a messenger RNA of Phyllopteryx taeniolatus (common seadragon), 16383 nucleotides long. RefSeq names its product ryanodine receptor 3-like. Bases 901 to 15603 code for a protein of 4900 amino acids. The transcript is spliced from 104 exons. Gene Ontology annotation, molecular function: ryanodine-sensitive calcium-release channel activity; protein binding. Gene Ontology annotation, biological process: calcium ion transmembrane transport; intracellular calcium ion homeostasis. The record is from RefSeq and is a predicted model, not a curated record. Gene Ontology annotation, cellular component: smooth endoplasmic reticulum; sarcoplasmic reticulum membrane; Z disc. Lineage: Eukaryota; Metazoa; Chordata; Actinopteri; Syngnathiformes; Syngnathidae.
UGCGGCUUUGUAAAGGAGACUUGAAACGGUGGCAUGAGGAGAAACAGGAACACGAAGGAGAAGCUGGAUCUUGAUGCACAAAUAGCGGCUGCGGCCUGCGGCUGGCUGGCAGAAUCUCGGCGCUGGAGCAAAAAACUGGAGUUCGUCCCAAAUGCAAAUGAAUGUGUGCCCCAAGGAAACCAAACAAUGGAGACGAGUGCUUCUAAGGCCUUUUAGGUGAGCAGAAACGGCCUUGCCGGUCACACCGGUGGGUGGGAAUUCUUUUGCCACUGUUGUAGGACACUGCUUUGACGUUAGAGGGCGCUAUUGGAUUGACAGAUGAAUAGGGAGGUCCCUUCAUUGAGCGUGAAUGCAGUUUUCACACGCGACUGCACGAUCAGUGACCGCUACAACAAUUCCCAUUGUUCAAAUCCUAGACAUAGGAAUUUGCGUGAACUGUCGUGACUUUCUCAGAUUUCUGCAGUUUUAGGAGCGUUCUGGUUUUACCGACGCAUGAUUGCAUCAGAUUGUCUCGACGACGUCUUGCUCAUCUGAGCUCGUAAAUGGAAACCGAAAACCGAAAACGCCCCAAGACUGAUUGCUAUUCUUAUCUCUCUUUGAAUAUGGCAUUGUAAGGGUGAGGGGCGACUGCCACGCCGUGCAGUCGCCCCAGCCAAGCAUCGGUAUCAUCAUCAUCAUCAUCAUCAGCAGCAGCAGCAUCAGCAGCAGCAGCAGCGGCAGCAGCGGCAGCAGCGGCAGCGUCCCCUCUUCACGGACCUCCUCCCUCCUCCUCCUCCUCCCUCCUGGUGAAGGAGGCUUGUGCACCGGGGUUUGGCCGGCAGUCUCGCCGCCGUAUGGCCGUGGAUUAGCUGUAUGCUCACGUCAAGAGGAGCCAGCGCCUGAGCGGGCUCACUUGCAGCCAUGGCUGAAGGUGGAGAAGGAGAGGAUGAGAUUCAGUUCCUCAGAACUGAUGAUGAAGUGGUGCUCCAGUGCGUGGCCUGCAUCCAGAAGGAGAACCGAAAGUUUUGCCUGGCUGCCGAAGGGCUGGGCAACCGGUUGUGUUACCUGGAGCCAACAUCUGAGGCAAAGUGUGUCCCUCCAGACCUAUGCAUCUGUACCUUUGUGCUGGAACAGUCCCUGUCAGUGCGGGCCCUGCAGGAGAUGCUGUCGAAAAGCGGACAGAACAGUGAAGGGAGGCUGAUAAGAAAGGCAGCACAGAGUGGUGGCCACAAGACUCUACUGUACGGACAUGCCAUCCUCCUACGGCACUCCUUCAGUUCCAUGUACCUGGCCUGUUUGAAGACCUCAAGGUCACAGACCGAUAAGCUGUCAUUUGAUGUCGGCCUGCAGGAGGACUCGACAGGUGAGGCGUGUUGGUGGACAAUCCACCCCGCCUCCAAGCAGCGGUCAGAAGGAGAGAAGGUGCGCAUUGGUGAUGACCUCAUCCUUGUCAGCGUUUCCUCUGAGCGGUAUCUUCACUUGUCAAUCUCCAAUGGCAACAUUCAGGUGGACGCAUCCUUCAUGCAGACACUGUGGAACGUCCAUCCCAUCUGCUCCGGGAGCAACGUAGAGGAAGGCUACCUGUUGGGGGGCCAUGUGAUGCGGCUAUUUCAUGGGCACGACGAGGUGGUGACCAUCCCUGGUUCAGACCAGAGUGAAGAGCAGCAGAGGAUCGUCAACUACGAGAUAGGUAAAGCCGGGGCAAAGGCGAGGUCGUUAUGGAGGCUGGAGCCACUCCGGAUCAGCUGGAGUGGGAGCCACAUCCGCUGGGGUCAGCCGUUCCGGUUGCGGCACCUGACAACCGGUCACUACUUGGCCCUGACUGAGGACCGGGGCUUGGUGCUUCAGGACCGUGAGAGGUCUGACACAAUCUCAACUGCCUUCUGCUUCAGAGCUUCUAAGGAAAAACUUGAGCAGAGCCCCAAGCGGGACAUCGAGGGGAUGGGUGUAGCAGAGAUUAAAUAUGGAGACUCGCUCAGCUUCAUAAUGCACGUGGCCACGGGGCUGUGGCUCUCCUACCAGGCACCUGAUGUCAAAUCUGCACGUUUGGGUCCUCUCAAAAGACGAGCGUGUCUACAUUCCGAAGGUCACAUGGACGACGGCUUGACUCUGCAGCGCUGUCAACAUGAGGAAUCUCGAGCAGCGCGCAUCAUCCGCAACACCACGCUUCUCUUUAACAGAUUCAUCAGAGAUCUGGAUUGUCUGGGUUUGAAGAACAAGGCACUUGUGGCUCUGCCCAUUGAGGAGGUGCUCCAAACCCUCAAUGACCUCAUCGCCUACUUUCAGCUCCCUGACGCCGAGCUGGAGCACGAAGAGCGGCAGAUCAAGCUACGCUCCCUCAAAAACAGGCAGAAUCUUUUCAAACAGGAAGGCAUGCUGACACUUGUGUCCAACUGCAUAGACCGUCUGAAUGUCUACAACAGUGUGGCUCACUUUGGGGAGUGUGCUGGGCCAGAGGCCGGAGAAGCUUGGAAAGACAUUCUCAACCUGCUUUAUGAGCUGUUGGCAGCAUUAAUCAGAGGAAACAGGAACAACUGCACUCAGUUUUCCAACAACUUGGAUUGGCUUGUUAGCAAGCUGGAGAGACUGGAGUCUUCUUCAGGGAUUCUUGAAGUUCUGCACUGUAUUCUAAUUGAGAGCCCAGAGGCUCUCAACAUGAUCCAGAAAGGACACAUCAAGUGCAUCAUAUCGCUGCUAUACAAACAUGGACGCAACCACAAGAUUCUAGAUGUGCUUUGCUCGCUGUGUGUUUGUAACGGCGUCGCCGUGCGAACCAAUCAAAACCUCAUUUGUGAUCACUUGCUACCCAAGAGAGACCUGCUGCUACAAACCCAGCUGGUCAACGACGUCCAAAGUAUGAGACCGAACAUCUUCCUCGGUGUGAGCGAGGGCUCGGCUCAGUAUAAGAAGUGGUACUACGAGCUCAUGAUUGACAAGGUGGACCACUUCGUGACCAGUGAACCCUCCCACUUACGAGUAGGCUGGGCUAACACCAAAGGCUACGCACCUUACCCUGGAGGAGGUGAAGGCUGGGGGGGCAACGGCGUGGGAGACGACCUCUAUUCCUAUGGUUUUGACGGCCUGCACCUCUGGUCAGGUCGCGUCCCCCGGGCGGUCGCAUCCCUCAACCAGCACAUCCUUACCUCAGAGGAUGUGGUGAGCUGUUGCCUGGACCUCGGAGCUCCCAGCAUCUCUUUCCGCAUCAACGGACAGCCCGUUCAGGGCAUGUUUGAAAACUUCAACACGGACGGACUCUUUUUCCCUGUUGUCAGCUUCUCGGCGGGUGUCAAGGUAAGGUUCCUGUUGGGUGGUCGUCAUGGCGACUUUAAAUUCCUGCCACCGUCAAGUUACGCCCCCUGUUAUGAGGCCCUCCUGCCCAAAGAGAAGUUGCGGGUGGAACCAGUUAAGGAGUACAAGAGGGAUGCGGAGGGGGUCCGAGAUUUGCUCGGCACCACCCUCAUCUGGUCGCAGGCCUCCUUCAUUCCGACACCUGUGGAAACCAGCCAGGGGGAAAACAAUAACCAGCUCUGGUUGGGUCCUCAGAUUGUUAUGCCAACUCAUUUAGAGAACGUUCGUGACAAGCUGGCGGAGAACAUCCAUGAACUGUGGGGAAUGAAUAAAAUUGAACUGGGCUGGUCCUACGGCAAGAUCAGGGAUGAUAAUAAACGGCAGCAUCCAUGUCUGGUGGAUUUCUCCAAACUGCCCGAGACUGAAAAGAACUACAACCUGCAGAUGUCCACAGAAACUCUCAAAACCCUGCUGGCACUGGGCUGUCGAGUGGUUCAGGUCAAUUCCAAUGCUGAUGAAUCCCAUAAGAAGAUUAAACUCCCCAAGAACUUCAUGAUGUCCAGUGGUUACAAACCAUCCCCUUUGGACCUGUCUGACAUAAAACUGACUCCAGGUCAGGAGUCGCUGGUGGACAAAUUGGCAGAGAACGCACACAAUGUGUGGGCCAAAGACCGCAUCGAGCAGGGUUGGACCUAUGGUAUCCAGCAGGAUCUGAAAAGUAAGCGUAACCCUCGCCUGGUCCCUUAUGCCAUGCUGGAUGAGCGCACCAAGAAGUCAAACCGUGACAGCCUCCGGGAGGCCAUUCGCACUCUGAUCGGUUAUGGUUACAACGUGGAGCCAUCUGAUCAAGAAGGCGGACAAGUGGUCGAGCGUCUCAGCAUCGACAAAAUCCGAUUUUUCAGAGUAGAACGGACAUACGCGGUGAAGACCGGGAAAUGGUACUUUGAAUUUGAGGUCGUCACAGGAGGAGACAUGAGAGUCGGCUGGGCAAGACCUGGGUGUAAGCCCGAUGUGGAGCUCGGCACGGAUGAGUUGGCUUUUGUCUUUGAUGGAUACAGGGGCCACUGUCUGAACAUGGGUGGCCGCUUGUUUGGGCGCUGCUGGCACAGUGGCGAUGUGGUGGGCUGCAUGAUCAACAUGGAGGACAAAUCCAUGAUCUUCACCCUCAAUGGAGAGAUACUUAUCACCACCAAAGGCUCUGAACUUUGCUUCACUGACUUUGAAACAGAGUAUGGGUUCAUCCCGGUGUGUAGUCUGGGUUUAGCUCAGGUGGGUCGUAUGAAUCUUGGCAAAGAUGCCAGCACCUUUAAGUAUUACACCAUGUGCGGCCUUCAAGAGGGAUUUGAGCCCUAUGCUGUCAACAUGAACAGAGAGCUCACCAUGUGGUUCAGCAAGCGUCUACCAACGUUUGUCGACGUGCCGAAGGACCACAAUCACAUCACAGUGACAAGGAUUGAUGGGACUGUCGACAGCCCCCCGUGUCUCAAGGUUACUCACAAGACAUUUGGCACCCAGAACAGCAACACAGACAUGGUGUUUUGUCGUCUCAGUAUGCCUGUGGCGUUUCACUCCUUCUUCAAGACCAGUCCUGUUAUCGACAUGAAUGGAGUGCACGACGAUGACACCCUCAAAGUCAAACACAGAUAUCCACUGCGAUCCGUGCGACACAGUGAUGAAAGUAGACGAGUGGACUACAGCAGCAUCACAAUGUACUACCACGCUGUGAGGGUCUUUGCUGGUCAAGACCCUGCACGUGUUUGGGUCGGUUGGGUUACCCCCGACUACCAUUAUCAUAGCAACAACUUUGCCCUCAGCAAGACCAGAACAGUGACUGUAACCUUGGGUGAUGAGCGAGGACGAGUCCACGAGAGCGUCAAGAGGAGUAACUGCUACAUGGUGUGGGCCGGGGACGUGAUCAACGCCACUCAUGGCUCAAGUCGUAGAAAUGUUGACCUGGAAAUUGGCUGUCUCAGUGACCUCGCCACUGGCCUGGUGACAUUCACUGCCAAUGGGAAGGAGGUAUCCACAUCCUACCAGGUGGAACCAAACACCAAGCUUUUCCCCGCUGUAUUUGUGCAACCCACCAGCCCUAACCUCUUUCAGUUUGAACUCGCCAAAAUAAAGAACGCCAUGCCACUGUCAUCAGCCAUUUUUAAAAGUGAACAUAAGAACCCGGUGCCUCAGUGUCCACCUCGUCUUGACGUCCAGACCAUCAAUGCGGUGUUGUGGAGCCGCAUGCCAAACACCUUCCUCAAAGUAGAAACGGCCAGGGUCAGCGAGCGACACGGAUGGCCCGUCCAAUGUGUGGAGCCUCUGCAGAUGAUGGCAGUUCACAUACCUGAGGAGAACAGGUGCGUGGACAUCAUGGAACUGUCCGAGCAGGAGGACAUGAGGGAGUUCCACUACCAUACCUUGAAGCUUUACUGCGCCCUCUGUGCUCUGGGCAACACCCGUGUGGCCCAUGCCCUCUGCAGUCACUUAGACCAAUCCCAGCUGCUAUAUACCAUUGACAACCAGUACUUGUCUGGCAUGUUACGAGAGGGAUUUUACAAUCUUCUCAUCAGCAUCCAUCUGGAGACAGCCAAAGGUGCAAGACUCAUGAUGAAAGAUGAGUUCAUUAUCCCGGUCACAGCAGAGACACGCUCUAUCCGUCUCUUCUCCAAUGCUUCCAAAAAGCACUCGCCCCCUGGGGUAGGGCUCAGUACAUCGCUCAAGCCCCGCCUCAACUUUGCACCUCCCUGUUUUGUCAACACCAAACGGGAGCAUCAUCUGUACAGUCCCCAGAUCCCACUGGAUGCAUUAAAAGAAAAAUCUAUUUCAAUGCUGACCGAGGCGGUCCAAGGUGGUGGCCACUACAUCCGUGAUCCCGUGGGAGGAGGUGUAGAGUCCCAGUUCGUGCCAAUCCUGAAGCUCAUCAGCACGUUGCUUACGAUGGGCAUCCUCGGGAGUGAGGAUGUUCACAAAAUCUUACUUCUCAUUGACCCUAAUGUAUUUAGGGAGACACACGAGGGAGGACGCAUCGGUACGAAUGACAAAGAAGGACUAGCGGAGACGGAGGAGAAGGCAGUGGAAGCUGGAGAAGAAGAGGCAGCCAAAGAGGCAAAACAGCCAAUGAAAGGACUUCUGGAAAAAAGACUGCCUGAACCUGUAAAACGUCAGAUGUGUGAGCUGCUGCACUAUUUCUGCGACUGUGAGCUCAAGCACCGCAUCGAAGCCAUCGUGUCCUUUUCUGACAACUUUGUCUCCAAGCUGCAGUACAACCAAAAAUUCAGAUACAACGAACUGAUGCUCGCCCUUAAUAUGUCCGCUGCUGUAACGGCAAAGAAGACCAAGGAGUUCCGCUCGCCUCCCCAAGAACAGAUCAACAUGCUGCUGACCUUCAGCACUGGCGACGACUGUCCGUGUCCUUCAGAGAUCCAGGGGGAGCUUUAUGAUUUUCACAAUCAGCUGCAGCUACACUGUGGAAUUCCGAUGGAGGAAGACGCGGAUGAGCAAGAUACAUCUAUUAAAGGCCGCCUUCUCACACUAGUGAACAAAAUCAAAGGACAAGCUCAUAAAAGUGAACAACCGUUGGAAAAGGAACAAGCUGCACCAUCCAACCUGAAGGAGUUGAUCUCGCAGACCAUGAUCAGCUGGGCCCAGGAGUGUCAUAUCCAAGACCCGGAACUGGUGCGGAAGAUGUUCAGCCUACUGAGGAGGCAGUAUGACAGCAUCGGUGAGCUGCUCAGGGCCAUGAGGAAGACUUACACCAUCAGCGCCGCCUCGGUCCAGGAUACCAUCAAACUCUUGGCUUCUCUGGGCCAGAUCAGAUCGCUACUUUCUGUUCGGAUGGGGAAAGAGGAAGAGAAGCUCAUGAUUGAUGGACUUGGUGACAUCAUGAACAAUAAGGUGUUCUAUCAGCACCCCAAUCUAAUGAGAAUUCUGGGCAUGCAUGAGACUGUCAUGGAAGUCAUGGUCAAUGUGCUCGGAGGGGACAAAUCCCAGGAAAUAGCCUUCCCCAAGAUGGUGGCCAGCUGUUGUCGGUUCCUGUGUUACUUUUGCCGCAUCAGUCGUCAGAACCAGAAAGCAAUGUUUGACCACCUAAGUUACCUCCUAGAAAAUAGCAGUGUUGGCCUAGCUUCACCGGCUAUGAGGGGCUCCACUCCUCUUGAUGUGGCAGCUUCCUCAGUUAUGGACAACAAUGGUCUGGCUCUCGCACUGGAAGAACCUGAUCUGGACAAGGUGGUGACCUACUUGGCAGGCUGUGGUCUCCAGAGUUGUCCGAUGCUUCUGGCCAAAGGUUAUCCAGAUAUUGGCUGGAACCCCAUUGAGGGAGAACGUUACCUCUCCUUCUUGCGCUUUGCCGUCUUUGUCAAUGGGGAGAGUGUGGAGGAGAAUUCCAGUGUUGUGGUCAAGCUGCUCAUCCGUCGUCCCGAGUGUUUCGGACCUGCCCUGAGGGGCGAAGGAGGGAACGGACUGCUGGCGGCCAUGAAGGAAGCCAUCAAGAUCUCGGAUACACCUGCUUUGGAUCUGCCUGGUUCUGUGCAGGGAGUCAGCUGUGACAUAUCGGCUGAUGGCGACGAUGAAGAGGAAGUGGUGCACAUGGGCAAUGCCAUCAUGUCCUUCUACUCAGCGCUCAUUGACCUGUUGGGGCGUUGUGCUCCAGAGAUGCAUCUAAUCAACAAGGGCAAAGGGGAAGCUCUCCGUAUUCGUGCCAUUUUGCGCUCAUUGGUGCCCACUGAGGACCUUGUGGGAAUCAUCAGCAUACCACUCAAAACACCCAUUGUUAAUAAAGACGGAGUGACAGAACCUGAUAUGUCAGCCUGCUUUUGUCCGGACCACAAGGCCCCCAUGGUGCUGUUCCUGGACCGAGUGUAUGGUAUUGAGGACCAGAGCUUUUUGCUUCACCUACUUGAAGUUGGGUUCCUUCCUGACCUGAGGGCUGCAAACUCUCUAGACACAGAGGGUCUGUGCACCACUGAGACAGCGUUAGCCAUGAACCGUUACAUCGGCUCGGCUAUGCUCCCUCUCCUCACCCGCUGUGCGCCCCUCUUUGCCGGCACCGAACAUCACGCCACGCUCAUCGAUUCCACCCUGCACACCAUCUACCGCCUCUCCAAGGGCCGCUCCCUCACCAAGGCCCAGAGAGACGCCAUAGAAGAGUGCCUGCUGGCUGUCUGCAAGCACCUUCGCCCCGCUAUGCUGCAGCAGCUUCUGCACCGCCUCGUCUUUGAUGUACCCUUGCUGACUGAAUACUGCAAGAUGCCUCUCAGGCUACUAACCAAUCACUAUGAGCAGAACUGGAAGUACUACUGCCUUCCAUCAGGCUGGGGCAGCUACGGCACAGCCUCUGAGGAUGAACUCCAGCUCACCAAGAAGAUCUUCUGGGGAGUGUUUGAUUCUUUGUCCCAGAGGAAAUAUGAGCCAGAGCUGUUCAAGAUGGCAAUGCCUUGCCUCAGCGCCAUAGCUGGAGCUUUGCCGCCCGACUAUGUGGAUGCCUCCAUUUGUGGAACAGUGGUCAAACCAGUUUCUGUAAAUGCUCAUGGCAACUUCGAACCCAAACCUAUCGCAACUACUACCAUUGCCCUCCCAGAGAAGCUUGAGCACUUUGUCAACAAGUAUGCUGAACAUUCUCAUGAGAAGUGGUCAGCAGAGAAGGUGCUGCUUGGAUGGAAAUAUGGAGACUGUGUGGAUGACAAGGCUCGAAUUCACCCACAGCUCAGGACAUACAAAGCUCUGACAGAGAAGGAGAAAGAGAUUUACAGAUGGCCAAUCAGGGAGUCAUUGAAGACCAUGCUGGCAAUGGGCUGGAGUGUUGACCGGGCCAGAGAUGGAGAGAGCGUAUCUCAACAGAGGGAGAUUGAAAAAAUGCGAAAGAUCUCUCAGGUCUCACAAGCAAAUGGUUUUAAUCCCAGCCCAAUAGACACAAGCAACGUGGUCCUAAGCAGAGAGCUGCAAGGGAUGGUGGAGCUGGUGGCUGAAAAUUACCACAACAUCUGGGCCAAAAGAAAAAAGAGCGACCUUGGAAGUAGAGGCGGAGCUACGCACCCUAUGCUGGUGCCCUAUGAGACGCUCACAGCCAAGGAAAAGGCACGUGAUCGAGAGAAGGCUCAGGAUCUCUUCCGGUUCCUGCAAAUUAGCGGCUACAGCAUCACAAGAGGCCUCAGGGACUUGGAGCAGGAUCCCUCAUCCAUGGAGAAAAGGUUUGCUUACAGGUUCCUCAAAAAGCUGCUCAAGUACGUCGACUCGGCCCAGGACUUCAUCUCUCACCUCGAGGCCAUGGCUGCCAGUGGCAAAACAGACAGGUCACCUCAUGAGCAAGAAAUCAAGUUUUUUGCCAAAGUUCUUCUACCGCUUAUUGACCAAUACUUCAAGAAUCACUCCCUCUACUUCCUGUCAUCACCCAAUCAGAACCUGAGUAGCAGCGGCUGCGCCUCCAACAAGGAGAAAGAAAUGGUCACCGGCUUGUUUUGUAAACUGGCAGCUCUUGUCAGACAUAGGAUCUCUCUCUUUGGAAGCGACUCGACCACGAUGGUGAGCUGUCUGCACAUCCUGGCACACACACUGGAUACCAGGACAGUGAUGAAGUCGGGCUCUGAAUUGGUAAGGGUCGGGCUCAGGACGUUCUUUGAGAAUGCCGCUGAGGACCUGGAGAGGACGUUCGAGAACCUCAAGCUGGGCAAAUUCACUCACUCGCGCUCACAGAUGAAAGGCGUGUCCCAGAACAUCAACUACACCACGGUGGCUCUGCUCCCCAUCCUCACCGCUCUGUUCGAACACAUCACGCAACAUCACUUUGGCAUAGACCUGCUUUUGGAUGAUGUCCAAGUGUCCUGCUACCGAAUCCUGACCAGCCUCUAUGCUCUGGGGACCGGGAAAAACAUCUACGUAGAAAGACAGCUACCGGCUCUCGGCCAGUGUCUGGCCACCUUGGCGGGGGCCACGCCGGUGGCUUUCCUGGAGCCGAUGCUCAAUAUGUACAACCCCUGCUCGGUCUUUACCACCAAGAGUGGCCGUGAGCGAAGCAUUCUCGGCAUUCCGGACUCAGUUGAAGAAAUGUGUCCCGGGAUGCCCCGUCUCGACGGGCUCAUCAAGGACAUCAACGACAUGGCCGAAUCCGGAGCGCGGUACACAGAGAUGCCCCAUGUGAUUGAGGUGGUCCUUCCCAUGCUCUGUAACUACCUGUCCUAUUGGUGGGAGAGGGGGCCCGAGAACCAGCCAGCCGGUGGCAGCAGCGUGUGCUGCACCACUGUCACUUCUGAACACCUCAGCCUCAUUCUGGGCAACAUCCUCAAGAUCCUCAACAACAACCUGGGCAUUGAUGAGGCCUCGUGGAUGAAAAGGAUUGCAGUGUAUGUGCAGCCUAUCAUUAGCAAAGCUCGCACUGCUCUGCUAAAGAGCCACUUCCUGCCCACGCUGGAGAAGCUGAAGAAAAAGACGGUGAAGGUGGUGGCCGAGGAGGAGCUGUUGAAGGCAGACGGCAAGGGAGACACCCAGGAGGCAGAACUGCUCAUCCUGGACGAGUUUGCUGUGCUCUGUAGGGACCUUUACGCCUUUUACCCCAUGCUCAUCCGCUACGUGGACAACAACAGGUCCAGAUGGCUGAAAGAACCAGACGCCGACUCCAUUGAGCUCUUCAAGAUGGUUGCUGAAAUUUUUAUCCUUUGGUGCAAAUCCCAUAAUUUUAAACGAGAGGAGCAGAACUUUGUGGUCCAGAAUGAAAUCAACAACCUGUCCUUCUUGACUGGAGACAAUAAAACAAAGAUGUCAAAGUCUGGGGGACAAGACCAGGAGAGGAAACACAAGAAAAGGCGCGGUGAGUUCUACUCCAUCCAGACAUCACUGAUCGUGGCCGCUCUCAAGAAGAUGCUUCCAAUCGGCCUCAACAUGUGCACCCCAGGGGACCAAGAGCUCAUCUCUUUGGCCAAGACGCGCUACCUCCUGAGAGACACAGAUGACGAGGUCAAAGAUCACAUUCGCCACAAUCUUCACCUCAGAGAAAAGUCGGAAGACCCUGCUGUGAGGUGGCAGUUGAACCUUUACAAACAUAUAAUGACACGAGGCGAGGGGCCCGCUGACCCUGAGAUGGUGGUGGAUCGUAUCCAGAGGAUCUCUGCUGCCGUUUUUAACCUGGAGCAGGUGGAGCAACCACUGAGAUCCAAGAAAUGUGUCUGGCAGAAGUUGUUGUCCAAGCAGCGCAAAAGAGCAGUCGUUGCUUGUUUCCGAAUGGCUCCACUUUAUAAUCUGCCGAGGCAUCGCUCGAUUAAUCUCUUCCUCCUGGCCUAUCAGAGAAUAUGGAUAGAAACAGAGGAGUACUCUUUUGAGGAGAAGCUAGUACAAGAUCUUGCUAAAACCCAACACAAAGUGGAAGAGGAGGAAGAGGAGGAGGUCAGAAAACAGCCCGAUCCUCUUCACCAGCUCAUUUUGCAUUUCAGCCACAAUGCUCUUACAGAGUGCAGCUCUUUGGAAGAUGAUCCGUUAUAUAUUGCAUAUGCAGAUAUGAUGGCAAAGAGUUGUGCUGAAGGUGAAGAGGAGAAUGAUGAGGAAGAGAAAGAGAAAACAUUUGAGGAGAAAGAAAUGGAGAAGCAAAAGAUGUUGUACCAGCAGGCCCGACUGCAUGACCGCGGGGCUGCAGAAAUGCUGCUCCAGAUGAUUGGCGCUAGUAAAGGUCGACUGGAUGCCAUGGUGACCUUCACCCUGAAACUGGGCAUCUCCAUUCUCAAUGGGGGAAACAUUCUGGUCCAGCAGAAAAUGUUGGACUACCUGAAAGAGAAGCGAGAUGUCGGCUUCUUCAAAAGCUUAUCUGGACUAAUGAUGUCUUGCAGUGUGCUGGACCUCAAUGCUUUUGAGAGGCAAAACAAAGCAGAAGGUCUUGGGAUGGUUACAGAAGAGGGAUCAAUCAACGUGAGUGAGCGGGGUUCCAAAGUGCUUCAGAACGAUGAGUUCACGAAGGAUCUUUUUAGGUUUCUGCAGCUUCUGUGCGAGGGACAUAACAACGAUUUCCAGAACUUUCUAAGGACACAGACUGGAAACACAACUACAGUUAACAUCAUUAUUAGCACUGUGGACUACUUGCUCAGGCUUCAGGAAUCCAUCAGUGAUUUCUACUGGUACUACUCUGGAAAGGAUAUUAUUGACGAGGCGGGUCAGAGGAACUUCUCCAAAGCGCUGGCCGUUGCUAAGCAGGUCUUCAACUCAUUAACGGAGUACAUACAGGGUCCAUGUAUUGGAAACCAACAGAGUCUGGCUCAUAGCAGAUUGUGGGAUGCAGUUGUGGGCUUCCUGCAUGUUUUUGCCAAUAUGCAGAUGAAGUUAUCCCAGGACUCCAGUCAGAUUGAAUUAUUAAAGGAGCUGCUGGACCUGCAGAAGGACAUGAUCGUUAUGAUGCUCUCUCUUCUCGAAGGAAAUGUUGUCAACGGGACCAUUGGUAAACAAAUGGUUGACACCUUGGUGGAAUCGUCCAGCAAUGUGGAAAUGAUCCUCAAGUUCUUUGACAUGUUCCUCAAGUUGAAGGACCUGACCACCUCAGACAGCUUCAAGAUCUAUGAUGCCGAAAGCAAAGGUUUCAUCUCCAAGAAGGAUUUCCAGAAGUCCAUGGAGAACCAGAAGCAGUACUCCCAGUCGGAGAUUGAGUUUCUUCUGUCUUGUGCCGAGGCGGAUGAAAACGACAUGUUCAACUAUGUGCAGUUCGUGGAGAGGUUCCAUGAGCCCGCUAAAGACAUUGGCUUUAACGUGGCCGUUCUGCUAACCAACCUCUCAGAGCACAUGCCACAUGAUGCUCGCCUUUCGACGUUCCUGGACCUGGCCGAGAGUGUCCUCAGCUACUUUGAACCCUACUUGGGUCGUAUUGAGAUCAUGGGCGGAGCCAAGCGCAUCGAACGAGUCUACUUUGAUAUCAGCGAGUCGAGUCGAACCCAGUGGGAGAAACCUCAGGUGAAGGAGUCGAAGCGACAGUUCAUCUUUGAUGUGGUCAAUGAAGGCGGGGAGAGCGAGAAAAUGGAACUGUUUGUAAACUUCUGCGAGGAUACCAUUUUCGAGAUGCAACUAGCGUCUCAGAUUUCAGAGCCGGACCCGGUCGAACGUCAGGAGGAAGAUGACGAAGAUGUCAACCAGAGCGUGGCCGAGAACCAGGAGGAGGAAGAGGAGGAGAGUGUGAUCUUGGAGUCUUCAUCUGCCUUCACCUUUGCUUGUAUCUCCAUGAGGAAAAACAUCUGCCACUUCCGCCAGCUGCUCACUCUCAAGAGCAUGAAACAACAGUACAGAAAAUUCCGGAAGAUGAGCGUGAGGGAAACGGUGCAAGGCUUCUUUGCUUUCUUCUGGAUGAUCAUCACAGGUCUCCUCCAUUUUGUUUACAGCUUGGUAUGGGGUUUCUUGCAUAUUUUGUGGACGACCAUGUUUGGGGGUGGCCUUGUUGAAGGGGCAAAGAAUAUGAAGGUCACAGACAUCCUGGGGAACAUGCCAGAUCCCACUCAGUUCGGGAUCCACGGGGAUGUGCUGGAGACGGAGAAGAUGGAGGCGCACGAGGCGUCAGCAUUGACCGAGCUGGCUCACAUGGCUCAGGGGGAAGCGGCCGAGACCGAGCUGAUGGCCGAGCUGCUCAACGUCCCGCCUAAGAAGGAGGGCAAGCAUGGAGCAGAGCCUGGAUUGGGGGACGUGUCCGAGGUGGUUGUGGGAGGCGAUGCUCCAUCCAUAGCCACUGCUGUCAAGCAGAAGAAGGCUCAGAUGGCUGCAAAGAAGCGGGCAUCAAAUGGAGACUACAAAUCGGAUUCGGAGAAAGCAGACUCUGAUGAUGGCGAGAAGAAGGACCACGACAAGGCCAAAGAUGAAGGCCCUCCUGAGCCUUCCUUGGAGAGGAAAGUCCCCAAGAAGCGACUCGGUCUGAAGAAAGAACCACCCGAGGCCUUCACAGCCAGCUUCUUUGCUGGUUUGGAAAUCUACCAGACCAAGAUGCUGAACUACCUAGCCAGAAACUUCUACAACCUGCGAUUUUUGGCACUCUUUGUUGCAUUUGCAAUCAACUUCAUUCUUCUCUUUUAUAAAGUGACUGGUGAUAACUCUGAUGAUGAGGACCCUUGGAAUGGUCGAGGGAGAACUGGGGAGGAGGAGGAGGAGGAAGACGGCUCUCUUGAAUAUUUUAUCCUACAAGAGAGUACAGGUUACAUGGCACCAACACUUCGCUGUCUGGCAAUACUGCACACUAUUAUAUCUUUUUUGUGUGUAGUGGGAUACUACUACCUGAAGGUUCCUCUGGUGGUGUUCAAGCGUGAGAAGGAGAUAGCCAGGAAGUUGGAGUUUGCUGGACUUUACAUCACAGAGCAGCCGUCAGAUGAUGACAUCAAAGGACAAUGGGACCGGCUGGUCAUUAAUACGCCGUCCUUCCCCAACAAUUACUGGGAUAAAUUUGUCAAACGAAAGGUGAUCAAGAAAUAUGGUGAUCUGUAUGGCGCUGAGAGGAUUGCAGAGCUGCUGGGCUUGGACAAAAGUGCUCUGGAUUUUAAUCCUACAGAGGAAGCUGUCACCAAGGAGGCCUCAUUGGUGUCCUGGUUGAGCUCAAUUGAUACAAUGUACCAUAUCUGGAAAAUGGGGGUGGUCUUUACAGACAACUCGUUCUUGUACCUUGUGUGGUACACGACCAUGUCCAUUCUGGGCCACUACAACAACUUCUUCUUUGCUGCACAUCUACUGGACAUUGCCAUGGGAUUCAAGACGCUCCGCACCAUUUUGUCCUCUGUCACUCAUAACGGCAAACAGCUCGUGUUGACAGUGGGCCUCCUGGCCGUCGUGGUCUACCUCUACACUGUGGUGGCCUUUAACUUCUUCAGGAAGUUCUACAACAAGAGUGAAGAUGACGACGAGCCAGACAUGAAGUGUGAUGACAUGAUGACCUGCUACUUAUUCCACAUGUAUGUCGGUGUGAGAGCGGGGGGAGGCAUCGGCGAUGAAAUCGAAGAUCCGGCUGGUGACCCCUACGAGCUGUACCGCAUCCUUUUUGACAUCACCUUCUUCUUCUUCGUCAUUGUCAUCCUCCUGGCCAUCAUCCAGGGUUUAAUCAUUGAUGCUUUUGGAGAGCUCAGAGACCAGCAGGAACAAGUCAAAGAGGACAUGGAGACAAAAUGUUUCAUUUGUGGUAUCGGAAGCGACUACUUUGACACGACGCCUCACGGCUUUGAGACUCACACUCUGCAAGAGCACAAUUUGGCCAACUACCUGUUUUUCCUGAUGUACCUCAUCAACAAGGACGAGACUGAGCACACUGGCCAGGAGUCGUACGUGUGGAAGAUGUACCAGGAGCGCUGUUGGGAUUUCUUCCCAGCCGGAGACUGCUUCCGCAAGCAGUACGAAGAUCAGCUGGGAUAGAGGGGAUGCAUCCUCCUUACCUCCAUCCAGGGGGUGCUGCUGCUCCGAUCUUCUCCCAUUAACCCUAUAACCCUAACCCUAACCCUUGAAGGGAAAACAUUUUUAAUCGAGCAGCAAAAAGUGAUGCCCUCAAUACCCUCACUUUGGAUGUCAGCCUCUAAUUUACUUUGUCAGGUUUUGGUUUUGGGGGGCCCUUUUGACAGCAUUGCCUUUGACUCUGCAUAACCCCCCCCCCCCCCCCCAAUCAUUGCACAAUGUUAUGUUGUCUUCUUGAGAAACUCUUGUGGUACGUGUGUGUGUGUGUGUGUGUGUGUGUGGGUUAUGAGACAAUUUGUCAGUCAAAUUAUGCACAAGAAUCCAACAUAAUUAUUGAGAGAAUGUUGAGACUUUAUGCCAAACGAAGUGUCAAGUGCAUUUGUUGUGGUCCCUUGAAAAUGAAGUGUACAGGCAAACAAACAGUAUUAUGUCAAAUAGAAUUUGUAAAAAUGGUUUUCCAUGAAGUGCCUUAUACUGUAGUACCAAGUCUACAUUAGAAAGAAGCUAUGCAAACCCUUGUGCUGUCUUUUCUUAUUGUAAGUAGACUUUUUUUCAUUUGACAGAAGAGAAGAAAAUGGGAUUCAUUUGUUUUGCUGAAUGCAGCACACAUGCAAAUGUUCCAUGUUGUACAAAUGACAUCUGAGUUGACGUGGAAUUGCUAUCGUAUGGCCGUUUAUAUGUUGUAGCUUUGCAGAUUUGUGCAUUUCUUUUGAUGGGACUCAAAUAAACUUGUGCCGGAAAUGA